Messenger RNA from Elephantulus edwardii (Cape elephant shrew), 3351 nucleotides. RefSeq names its product telomerase reverse transcriptase (gene TERT). Gene Ontology annotation, biological process: telomere maintenance via telomerase. Gene Ontology annotation, molecular function: telomerase RNA binding; telomeric repeat DNA binding. Gene Ontology annotation, cellular component: telomerase catalytic core complex. The transcript has 16 exons. The record is from RefSeq and is a predicted model, not a curated record. The coding region runs from base 1 to 3351 and encodes 1116 amino acids. Lineage: Eukaryota; Metazoa; Chordata; Mammalia; Macroscelidea; Macroscelididae.
AUGCUGCCCGCACCCCGAUGCCGGGCCGUGCGCGCGCUGCUGCGUGGCUGCUACCGCGAGGUGCUGCCGCUGGCGACGUUCGCGCGGCGCCUGGGAGCCGAGGGCGGGCGCCUGGUGCGGCUCGGGGACCCCGUGGCCUUCCGCGAGCUGGUGGCCCAGUGUCUGGUGUGCGUGCCCUGGGGCGCGCCGCCGCCGCCCUCGCCCCUCUCCUUCCUCCAGUUGUCUAGCCUCAAGGAGCUGGUGGCCAGGGUCCUGCAGCGUCUCUGCGAGCGCGGCACCAAGAACGUGCUAGCCUUUGGCUUCGCGCUGCUGGACGAGGCCAGCGGCGAGCCGCCCAUGACAUUCACCACGUGCGUGCGCAGCUACACGCCCAACUCGGUCACGGGCAUGCUGCGUGGCAGUGGCGCCUGGAGUCUGCUGCUGCAGCGCCUGGGCGACGACGUGCUGACCUACCUGCUGGCGCGCUGCGCGCUCUACGUGCUGGUGGCCCCCAGCUGCGCCUACCAGGUGUGCGGACAGCCGCUCUACGAGCUCUGCGCGCGGGACGCCAGCGAGCCGGGCCUGGGCUGCGGGACCCCGCGUGGGACCCCAGGGGACGCGAAGCGGCCUCGGGACCGAGUGGGAGGACAGCCGCAGCCAUUGGCCAAAAGGCCUAGGCGCAGCUCGGCCCUGGAGCCAGGGUUGGUACCGCAGCCUCCCGGAGAAAAUGCUGCUUCCAGGGCCCACCUGCGUCGGGCACGUGAGCAGAGCGACAGCGAUCCCCCCGCGGCGACGCCGGGCCGGGGGGCCUCCAUGGGAACCACAUCUUCAGAGGGUGGACCUUCUGGAGCUCGUGGUUCCUCCACGGUGGGGACCAGGGUGCGUGCAGCUGGCCCAUCAUCCAAGCAGCCACCAUUACCACGUCUGCAGUUGUACGUGGGGACCAAGCAAAUCCUCUACAGCCGUGGGGACAAGGAGCAGCUGCCCAGUGACUUCUUCCUCAGCUCCCUGCAGGGCAGUCAGACCGGGGCCUGCAGGCUCCUGGAGACCAUCUUCCUGGGCGCCCCUCCUGUCCGGAUGAGGACCCCGCCGAGGCGCCUGCCGCCACGUUAUUGGCGCAUGCGGCCGCUGUUCCAGGAGCUGCUUGGGAACCACGCGCGGUGCGCCUAUGACACCCUCCUCAGGAAGCACUGCCCGAGGUGGGACUUGGCCACGGCCACGCCCCGUGGACCCAGCAGGGUGGGUGUUAGGACCUCCGAGGAGGCCUGUGGCCCAGCGGUGACGUGCGCCUUCCAGGAGGACACCGACCUGCAGCCAGUGAUGCAGCUGCUCCAGCAGCACAGCACCCCCUCACAGGUGUACGUGUUCGUGCGGUCGUGUCUCCUCCAGCUGGUUCCCAUCGGCCUCUGGGGCUCCAGCCGCAAUAAGAGCCGCUUCUUCAGGAACGUGAAGACCUUCAUCUCGCUGGGCAAGUAUGCCAAGCUCUCGCUGCAGGAGCUGACAUGGAAGAUGAAAGUGCAGGACUGUGAGUGGCUUCGGAGACGUCCAGGAGAUUAUACCGUUCCCGCCUCAGAGCAUCGGCUCAGGGAAGAGAUCUUGGCCAAGUUCCUAUUCUGGCUGAUGGACACCUAUGUGGUGGGGCUGCUCAGAGCUUUCUUCUACGUCACCGAGACCAUGCAUCAGAAGAACAGGCUUUUGUUUUUCCGGAAGAGCGUCUGGAGAAAGCUGCAAAGCAUUGGAAUCAGACAGCACGUCAGCAAAGUGCAUCUGCGGGAAGUGUCAGCGGCGGAGGGGCAGCUCCGGCUGCAGGCCAGGCCCUCUCUGCUCACCUCCAAGCUCCGCUUCGUCCCCAAACUCCAGGGCCUACGGCCCAUUGUCAACAUGGACUACGUUGUGGGGGCCAGAACCUUCUGCAGGGAGAAGAAGGCCCAGCACUUCGCCUCGCAGAUAAAGAACCUGUUCAGCGUGCUUAACUACGAGCGGGCGCUGAAGCCAGAGCUGCUGGGGGCCUCGGUGCUGGGCAUUGACGAUGUGUACAAGGCCUGGCGGGCGUUCUCUGGGCGGGUGCGGGCCAAGCAGCCCCGGCCCAAGCUGUACUUUGUUAAGGUGGACGUGACGGGGGCUUAUGACAGCAUCCCUCACAACAAGCUGGUGGAAGUGGUCGCCAACGUGAUGCAGCCCCAGAACAUCUACUGCAUCAGGCGUUACGCAGUGGUCCAGAAAACUGCGCAGGGACACGUGCGGAGGUCCUUCAAAAGACACGUCUCCACCUUCGUGGACCUUCAGUCCUCCAUGAAGCAGUUCGUGAAACACUUGCAGGAGAAGAGCUCGCUGAGGAAUGCCGUGGUCAUUGAGCAGAGCAUCACCUUCAACGAGCCCACCCGCAGGCUGUUUGAUGUCUUCCUACACCUGGUGCACAACAACAUCUUCAAGAUCAAGGGCAGGUACUAUGUCCAGUGCCAGGGUAUCCCCCAGGGCUCCAUCCUGUCCACUCUACUGUGCAGCUUCUGCUACGGGGACCUGGAGAACAAGCUGCUCCCCGGGAUCCAGCAGGAUGGGCUGCUCCUGCGUUUGAUUGACGACUUUCUGCUGGUGACACCUCACCUGGAACAAGCUAAAACCUUUCUAAGGACCCUGGUCCAGGGUGUGCCCGAAUACGGCUGCACGAUCAACCCAUGCAAGACGGCGGUGAAUUUCCCCGUGGACGACUGCCCGGGCCACGCGGCCACCCUCCAGCUGCCCGCGCACUGCCUGUUCCCCUGGUGUGGCCUGCUGCUGGACACCAGGACCCUGGAGGUCUUCUGUGACUACUCUAGUUACGCCUCAACCUCGAUCAAAGCGAGCCUCGUCUUCAACCACGGCGUAAGGGCCGGGAGGAACAUGCGGCGCAAGCUCUUCGCGGUCUUGAGGCUCAAGUGUCACAGCCUGUUUCUGGAUUUGCAGGUGAACAAUCUUCAGACUGUCUUCAUCAGCGUCUACAAGAUCUUCCUCCUGCAGGCCUACAGGUUCCACGCCUGCGUGCUCCAGCUGCCCUUCAGCCAGCGGGUCGGGAAGAAUCCCACGUUUUUCCUCAGAGUCAUUAGGGACACAGCGUCCCACUGCUACUCCGUCCUGAAAGCCAAGAACGCAGGGAUGUCGCUGGGGGCCCCUGGUGCCCUGGGCCCCUUUCCUUCUGAGGCUGCAUGCUGGCUGUGCCACCACGCCUUCCUGGUCAAGCUGACCCGUCACAGAGUCACCUACAAGUGUCUGCUGGGGCCCCUCAAGACGGCCAAGAUAAAGCUGGGCCGCAAGAUCCCAAAGACAACCAUGGCCCUGUUGGAGGACGCUGCUCUCCCGUCCCUGCACGGGGAGUUUAAGACCAUCCUGGACUGA